Hemicordylus capensis (graceful crag lizard) is the source of this 4136-nucleotide messenger RNA. RefSeq names its product LDL receptor related protein 8 (gene LRP8). The record is from RefSeq and is a predicted model, not a curated record. The coding region runs from base 122 to 2920 and encodes 932 amino acids. The transcript has 19 exons. Gene Ontology annotation, molecular function: calcium ion binding; protein binding. Lineage: Eukaryota; Metazoa; Chordata; Lepidosauria; Squamata; Cordylidae.
GAAAUGCACACACGCUGGAGGAAGCAGCAGCCCGCAGUUAACACUCCGUUGGCAAAGGUAGAGAGCUGAGCUGCAUGCGACCAGCAGCACCGGGGCCGCCAGCAGUCCAAGAGGGAGCGCCAUGUGCCGGACACCUCUGACCAGGCUGCUGCUCUUUCACCUGCUCCUGAUCAAGCUGCAUAUCGCGAAAGGCUCCGCCAAGGAGUGCGAAGAGGACCAGUUUCAGUGCCGGAACGAGCGGUGCAUCCCAUCCAUUUGGAAAUGCGACGAGGAUGACGAUUGCUCAGAUAAUAGUGACGAGGCAGAUUGCCCCAAGAAGACCUGUGCAGAAACUGAUUUUACUUGCAACAAUGGACACUGCAUUCCAUCCAGAUGGAAGUGUGAUGGAGAAGAGGAAUGCCCUGAUGGGUCUGAUGAAUCUGAAGCGACAUGCACCAAACAAAUAUGUCCAGCUGAAAAAAUUAGCUGUGGAGACUCCAGCAACAAGUGCAUCCCUUCUUCUUGGAGAUGUGAUGGAGAAAAAGACUGCGAAAAUGGAAUUGAUGAGGCUGGCUGCACGAAUUUCUGUUCUUCCAACGAGUUCCAGUGCAGCAACAAGACCUGCAUAGCUGCAAACUUCGUGUGUGAUGGUGACGAUGACUGUGGCGACGGCAGUGAUGAGAGGAAGUGCCCACCCCUCCGCUGCAACCCUAACGAGUUCCAGUGCAACAACAGCUUGUGCAUCCUGGAGCUCUGGGUCUGUGACAACCAUCCCGACUGUGAGGACAACUCCGAUGAGUCUGUUGAGAAGUGCGGCUACAAAGUCAAGCCUCCACCCACAAGCACCUGUGCAGCGCAUGAGUUCCAGUGCAACAAUGGAGAAUGCAUCCAUUUAAACUGGAAAUGUGAUGGAGAUGAAGACUGCAAAGACAAAUCAGAUGAACAAGGCUGCCCCCUCGUGACCUGCAGCCCAGACGAAUUCCAAUGUGGUGAUGGGACCUGCAUCCAUGGAGCGAAGCAGUGCAAUAAAGUGCACGAUUGCCCUGACAACAGUGAUGAAGCUGGCUGUGUUAAUGAAGCGGCGUGCGAGAGUCCCACCAAGUUUCAGUGUAAGAGUGGAGAGUGCAUAGAGGAAGUCAAGGUGUGCGAUUUACAAAUGGACUGCAGGGACUGGUCCGAUGAGCCUCUAAAAGCAUGUGGUAUGAAUGAAUGUGCACUCAACAAUGGUGGUUGCUCCCACAUAUGCAGGGACUUGAAGAUUGGCUAUGAAUGUGAAUGUCCUCCUGGAUACAAGCUUCUAGACAAGAAAACAUGUGGAGACAUAGAUGAAUGUGAGAAUCCUGACGCUUGUAGCCAGAUCUGCAUUAACUACAAGGGAGACUAUAAAUGCGAAUGCUACGAAGGUUAUGAGAUGGACACCCUGUCCAAAAACUGCAAAGCUGUAGGAAAGAGCCCAUACUUGGUUUUUACGAACCGUCAUGAAGUGCGCAAGAUUGACUUGGUGAAAAGAGACUACUCUCGCAUCAUCCCUAUGUUGAAGAACGUGGUUGCUUUGGAUGUGGAAGUGGCAACAAACAGAAUAUACUGGUGUGAUUUAUUCUACGGGAAGAUAUACAGUGCUUACAUAGACAAAGCCAGUGACACAGCUGAGCAGGUGGUUCUAAUAGACAGCCAACUCAACUUGCCUGAAGGUUUAGCGAUGGAUUGGAUACACAAGAACAUCUACUGGACAGAUUCGGGAAACAAGACCAUAUCUGUAGCCACAGUUGAUGGAAGUAAGAGGAGGACACUUUUCAGUACUAACUUGAGUGAGCCCAGAGCCAUUGCAGUGGAUCCAACACGGGGAUUCAUGUAUUGGUCUGACUGGGGUGACAUAGCAAAAAUUGAGAAAUCUGGCUUGAAUGGUGUGGAUCGGCAAGUGCUUGUAACAGACAACAUUGAGUGGCCAAAUGGUAUUACACUAGAUUUGUUGAACCAGCGUCUCUACUGGGUAGAUUCCAAGCUGCACUUACUUUCAAGCAUAGAUUUCAGUGGUAGCAACAGAAAAGUUCUGAUCUCUUCUGUGGAUUACUUGAGCCACCCAUAUGGAUUAGCGGUGUUUGAGGACAGGGUGUUCUGGACUGACUUGGAGAAUGAGGCAAUUUUCAGUGCCAAUAGGCUGAAUGGUCUGGACAUCUCCAUUUUAGCUGAGAACCUCAACAAUCCUCAUGAUAUUGUAGUCUUCCAUGAGCUAAAGCAGCCUAAAGCUCCCGACGUUUGUGAGCUCAGUUCUCUGCCAAAUGGAGGCUGUGAAUACCUUUGUCUUCCUGCACCCCAAAUCUCUUCACAUUCCCCAAAGUAUACAUGUGCUUGUCCUGACAAUAUGUGGCUGGGUCCUGACAUGAAAAAGUGCUAUCAAGAGCCUCCAACUACCUCAACUACUGUGCCUGCUUUUACUACAACUCACUUGCCCAAUUUUACCACUGUUGCUACUGCUGUUAUGACUACUGUUACUACUACCAUUGUUACAACCAGCAAUACCAGCAACAUCAGUACUGAAGGCCAAGAAACCACAUCACGAGUCUUCCUUGGCACUACAAGCCUUCGUGUACCCACAACCACAUCUAGCCUGGCUGACUCUAAGAUAACGCCAACAGGAAACAGCAACCUCUCUCAGCACUAUACUAAUGAUGGACAAGGUUUUGGAUCAACUGUGAUGGCAGCCAUUAUUGGAAUUGUUGUUCCUGUAGUGGUAAUUAGCUUGCUGUGCAUGGGAGGAUACCUCAUCUGGAGAAACUGGAAACGGAAAAAUACAAAAAGCAUGAACUUUGAUAAUCCUGUGUACAGGAAAACUACGGAAGAGGAAGAUGAAGAUGAAAUCCAUAUUGGGAGAACAGCACAGAUUGGGCAUGUGUACCCAGCACGUGUAGCAUUAAGUCUAGAAGAUGAUGGCUUGCCAUGAAGACUGCACCGACCCCAACCCCACAGCUGGUGGAUCAACCGAUAUGCACUGAACACAUUUGCUGUGGAUCAUGGAAUCCACCUUCUUUUGUCUCCUUCUCCCCCUCCCCUUUAAUUAUUAUUUAUGUUGCAGAAGGGUAACCACAAAGUUGUGAUGAACUGCCAGCAUCCAAAGGAUGUGAGAGUUUUGUAUGUAUAAUCUUUUAUACGCCUUUUAACUUCUUGCACUAUCCAUCUGAAAUAGUGAGGAGGCUGCUCUGCUGCUGAGCUACUAACUCGGUGAAUACAACCAGCCAGACCCAAGGGUCAGUAGCUUAUAUGUCAUUUUUAAAAUAAAAAAAGAACUAUAUUUAUAGACGUUUUGUAAAUAGGUCAAACAUACUUUGUGGCUAUCCAUCAACAUAAGAAAAAAGAGAGAGAGGUCUAUACAAGCUGAUUAGGAUAUUUAUUAACAAAUUCUGGAUAUAAAAUUUGUUCUGUACAUAGAGGGUGAGAGUAUUUAUUUUUUGUAUAUUUGGCUCGCUGUGCAUAGAUUAUCUGUGUAUAUAUCUAUCAAGACUGGAUAGGUAUAUAGACACACAUAUAUAUAUAUAUAUAUAAAUACAUAUAUAUAUAAUACAUAUAUAUAAAUGAAUGAAUAUAUUUUAGAAAGACUAGCCCAACUCUAUGGGAAGUAGGGUAACUGAAUUCUUAAGGGAUAUUUUGCAGAAAAUUUGCUUUGAAGUAUAAUGCCACUGAGUAAGAAUUAUAGCUGUUAUAGUAGGGUAGUCAAUAACUGUCAAAGAAACAAAGCGCCCAUAUUAAACCAAAUGAUGAUCUGGCAGAUGAAUCAGCUCAUGGCUGAAAUAUUAAUUCACAAUUGCCCCACUCUAGCUUAUGUUUUGCAUAUACGGGAGAAAUUAUCAUGCACACAUUGAGUUUUUACAGUGGGGAUUUGCCAUUCAGUUCAGUGGAGAGGUCAGUUUUGCAUACUAAGCUGUAUUGACAGAGGUGAACAGAAUAAAGUGAAAGGGAAGCCAAACAGCUCAAUGGGAACAUCAGGGCAAACACAGAAUUCUAGACUGGAGUCAAUGCCUGCAUCUUCCAAGCCAUUGGCAUGUUGAGAUACAAAUUAGCAAGCUCAGGUUGCUAUAUUCAUACCUUCCAAGAUUCAGUAUUACUAGAUUAAGAAGCUCUUCUCACGAUCAGUGAUCAGUGACCAUUAAGAGCUUAAGUCG